UCUCAUGUGAUGCGGUUAUUUUAUCUCUCUCUCUCUCUCUCUCUUCUGCUUUCUCUGGAUCCAAAUAUCCUGUAUUGUGACCUACACUUCUCGCUCUCUCUCUCUCUCUCUCUCUCUCUGUUUGUGAUUCUAGCGUCUGUGGGGAAUGCUUGAGGCACUUCUAAUCUGUAUACCAUUUAAACAAGGGAAGGCCAUGUGAGCUGUUUGAACCAGAGUGAUUGCGUUGGUAGUUUUGAUCGACUCUGUGGUUCUACUGGUGUGCACAAAAUGGGUAAAUGCAAGGGUUGUGGCAAAUUAGGAAGAAUGCUGCCAAGGGAUGAGUCUGUGAAUGUUUACCAUUUUUCUCUUUUGCUAUCUCCUGUUGUUUCUGUUUGGGAAUGUGUUGUCCGGAAGAUGAGGUAUUCCUACAGACCUGAGUGGGUGUAGUUGUGAGACUUCUGAGAUAUUAUAGGUAUUGCUAUACUGAAAUAGUUAGUAAUUAUUAAGGUAUUGAACAAAGAAAAACAAACUAGAGAAGGAAACAUAAUUAUAGGGAAAUGUACACAUUUUAGAGGAUCUCUUUAAGGUAAAAAGUAGAGCAAACAGGACAAUAUUUAUAGAUUGUUAGUUACCAUGGAUAGCAUAGCGUGUAAUAAAGUGCAACCUGUUGUGAGGAAAGUGAAGAAAAAGCAGGCGAAAGGUGAGUUGGAUCGUCUCAAACAGGCUGAAAAGAAAAAGAGGCGUUUGGAGAAAGCACUUGCUACUUCUGCAGCCAUCAUUUCUGAACUAGAGAUGAAGAAACAGAAAAAAAAGGAAGAACAGCAAAGGCUUGAUGAAGAAGGUGCUGCAAUAGCAGAGGCUGUUGCUUUGCAAGUAUUACUUGGUGAGGACUCUGGUGAUCCAUGUAAAAUUGUGCUAAAUAAGGAAGAAGGGUUCAACCCUUGGGACUGUGCUACUAGUAUCAAUCUCCUUAUGGGUGAACAGACAGCAUGCCCAUAUCAGGACCACUCAAGUCAUUCACAUGGAAGAGUUGAGUGGAUGUCCAAUGCUUGUGGAACUGGAUGUGAGUGGAGUGAAAUAGAGAACAGCAACUGGUCAUUAUCUUAUGGGUCUUUUGGAAGAGAUCUUCAUGCGCCAUACUUCGAGGGUGGAGGUUGGGGGACAACAGAAUUCUCAGCUGAUCUUAUUGCAGCACAGGCUGUUUCAUCACUCCAGAUUGCUGAGGAUGCACAGGAAUGGUAGGACAUUAGAUCAAAAGCGGUCGGUUGCCUCUUAAAUUGAGCCGUGAUAAAAUAAUGGUUUUUGUAUAUAUUGGUUAAAAGACUCGUGACUCUCAUCUAUGUUUAUCAGAUCUGUAUGUUGCUGCGUCUUCGUUGAGCAAAUGUUCCACUACAGUGCUCUCCAGGUUGUCGUUUAUUUCUAAAAGCUUGGUUGCGUAAUGGAGUGUUUUUCAUGAGUUGAAAAACUGUUCGGCUGAUGCUGUAUUGUUUGCUUGUGAAUGAUUUUUCUAAAUUUAUGUUAUUAGACAACAAACAUCUUCUAUUAGAGUUGGAUAUUGAUUUACGCUGAUGCAAUCUAAAGGAAGAAGCAGUGUUCUUUGAAA
Messenger RNA from Hevea brasiliensis (rubber tree), 1582 nucleotides. RefSeq lists its product as uncharacterized. The transcript has 2 exons. Lineage: Eukaryota; Viridiplantae; Streptophyta; Magnoliopsida; Malpighiales; Euphorbiaceae. Bases 613 to 1221 code for a protein of 202 amino acids. The record is from RefSeq and is a predicted model, not a curated record.